UACAGGUCCGCCUGUUCGUUACCCUUGAUCUAAUGCAAUUCGUUUUCGCGCACCGGUGGCGAUAAUUGCAUGACUCGGUUGAAGACCGCAUUGACUGGCAUCGACUAAGGGACACGAUGGCAAAACAGUUGUCAAGUAAAAUUUUAGACUACUUAAACAAGCAUAAUGAGGUGAAUUCAUUGGAUUUGAGUACUGAGUUGGGAGAGCAUCACGAUUUGGUUAUAGGUGCCAUCAAAAGCCUCCAAACGUUCGAUGAUUUGAUUGCAGUGAAACCGGCUGUUAAGAGGGUAUGGGAGAUUGUACCAGAAGGCCAACAUGUAUUAAAUUAUGGCAGCCACGAAGCAGUUAUUUACAAUUCUGUUCCCGACAAAGGUAUACCUCAGAAGGAACUCAUAGAAUCAAGUCCUUAUGCCAAACUAGGUUUCUCUAAGGCAAUGGCUGCUGGAUGGAUCAAGCUGGACAAUGAUAAUGGCAUUCCUAUUGUAAGAAAGAAAGUAUCGUCCAUUGUGGAUACUGUACAUAUACAUCUGAAGGAUAUUGAAAAUAUCCCAGAAAAAGUUAAAGUGGAAUACAAGAAAAGGAAGCUUCUACAAGAGGUGGUGAUUAAUAUGUUACAUGUAGAAAAAGGAUCGAAUUUUUCUACAAAAACAGAAAAGUUAGAAGCUGACUUGACGUCAGAUCUACUAGCACACAAUGCUUGGAAGAGCAAGAAAUUUAAACCGUACAACUUUGAUGCUCUAGGUGCAGCACUUCCAAGUGGUCACUUGCAUCCACUGUUGAAAGUUCGGCAUGAAUUUAGAAAAAUUUUCUUGGAAAUGGGAUUCACGGAGAUGCCAGCAAAUAAUUAUGUGGAGAAUUCUUUCUGGAACUUUGACGCUCUCUUUCAGCCACAGCAGCAUCCCGCUCGCGAUGCACACGAUACCUUUUUCAUUUCUGAGCCGCGCAUCAGUACAAAGUUCCCUAUAGAAUAUCUCGAAAGGGUGAAGAAGGUUCAUAGUGUAGGAAAUUAUGGUUCUCAGGGUUACAAAUAUGACUGGAAGCUUGAAGAAGCGCAGAAGAACUUGCUGCGCACUCACACGACAGCUGUUAGCGCACGGGUGUUACAUAAACUUGUGCUGGAAGAGGGAUUUAAGCCGGUUAGGUACUUCAGUAUUGAUAGAGUGUUUCGCAACGAAACAUUAGAUGCGACGCAUCUCGCUGAGUUUCACCAAAUCGAAGGUGUUAUUGCCGAUCAUGGACUGACACUGGGUGAUCUUAUCGGGACAUUGUACGAGUUCUUCAAGAAGCUCGGCAUCUCACAGCUUCGUUUUAAGCCCGCGUAUAAUCCUUACACCGAGCCGAGCAUGGAAGUAUUCUGCUACCACGAUGGCCUGGGAAAGUGGAUAGAGACCGGCAAUAGCGGCAUGUUUAGACCCGAGAUGCUACUGCCGAUGAAUCUGCCCUCUGACGUUAAUGUUCUUGGGUUCGGCUUAUCUUUAGAAAGACCAACCAUGGUUAAAUAUGGUUAUAACAAUAUACGUGAUCUGGUUGGGCCAAAAGUGGAUAUGGAGAUGGUCCAUAACAGUCCUAUAUGUCGACUAGAGAAAAUUAAUCGUCAAGUAUUUUUUCAACAAAAAACACAAGAACAAGAGCAAAGAUCAGGCGGACAAAACAAGAGCAGAGAUCAGGCAGACGAAAAAGAAGAGAUCGAGCAAACCACGGUGUAUUCUUCGGAGAAGCAGGCAUUUUCCAAACAACGACAUAUUAUUUUCUGUGAUCCGGAAUAUCCGAUUUAUUUUCUCGAGUCUUUUCUACGACUCAUAAAGCCCUAUCUCAGAAUUUCAGUGUCAACUUACGUUCAUUCUACAGUAAGAGAUUUGCCAAAGAAUCUUGUAGGAUUUUGUUCGGAUUUUUCCAACGCUGAUCCGGAUAUACACGUAACUUUAAUUUGGAAGACUAUUGGAAUUGACCCUGUCAUAGAGUUAUCAGGUAUGCGUAAAAUCGCAGGAAUAGUGAAUAUCGCGCGGUACUUAAAUCGUUUAAUUGAACUAACCGAUGUUAAAGUAUUAAUGUACGAACGAAAUGGUCCGUCUUACGCGGGCGACGUAGACUCUUACCUGGACAGAAUACACUGUGCUUUACACGGUGUGGGUAACGAUAUAUUGCAUCCGAUCUCCAAAAUGACACCUUAUGCUUUGGGCGCGUGCAUUUCCAUAGUCGACAUCAUUCUCGAAUCUAUCGAUAAAUAUAACAUAAGAAAAUUAAAGAAAUGAUUGUCAAAUCUUCCUUGUUUCUUACGUGUAAUAACAUACCUUGUGCAUAGCGUAUGGAAAAGUUUAUUUAAAUUUCAAUAAACCAAUUAAAAAAAAUGUA
Molecule: messenger RNA, 2352 nt
Organism: Dinoponera quadriceps
Lineage: Eukaryota; Metazoa; Arthropoda; Insecta; Hymenoptera; Formicidae
Gene: alpha-PheRS
Product: phenylalanine--tRNA ligase alpha subunit
Exons: 8
Coding region: 117-2252 (711 amino acids)
Biological process (GO): phenylalanyl-tRNA aminoacylation
Cellular component (GO): phenylalanine-tRNA ligase complex; cytoplasm; cytosol
Molecular function (GO): ATP binding; phenylalanine-tRNA ligase activity; tRNA binding
Source: RefSeq, a predicted model, not a curated record